Molecule: messenger RNA, 870 nt
Organism: Protopolystoma xenopodis
Lineage: Eukaryota; Metazoa; Platyhelminthes; Monogenea; Polystomatidea; Polystomatidae
Source: the annotation of a GenBank genome assembly
AUGAGGCUUGUCGCUUCACCCCUACUCUCCUCUCCUAUGUCUGUUGAUUAUUCUGCUGGUCUUUCUCCUUAUGCAAAUAAGGGAUUAUGUGGACAGCCAGAGCUAUAUGAUUCAAAAGAAGAUUUUGAUUUGAAUAUUGAACGAUUGGCAACUCUUAUUCGGUCAUCAACUUAUACUGUCGUUCAUACUGGAGCUGGAAUAAGUACUUCUGUGGGAAUUCCAGAUUUCCGGGGUCCAAAAGGCGUGUGGACUCUGGAGAACAAAGGAGAAAUUCCAAACGUCGAUAUGACAUUCGAGAGGGCCUCGCCUAGCCUAACACACAAUGCACUUGUGGCACUUGAAAAGAGCAAUUACAUUCACUAUGUGAUAACACAGAAUGUGGAUGGUCUAAAUUUGAGAUCAGGCUUUCCCAGAAAUAGACUUUCCAUCCUUCAUGGCGACAUGUUUAUUGAUUCCUGUACCACCUGUAGAUCCUCUUACAUAAGGAAAUCAAAACCAUCUCCGACAAUGAGACAACGAUUUACCGGUUUUAUGUGUUGUCGUGUAAAGCGUAAAGGAAUAUUUUGCCGAGGCAAGCUGCACGAUACUAUAUUAGAUUGGGAAGACUCUUUGCCAGAGCCUGAUUAUUAUCUUGCUUUAGAGCAUUCCAGACGUGCACAGUUACACAUUUGCCUUGGCACUUCGCUUCAAAUAUUCCCUUCUGCCAAUCUUCCAAUCGUGACCGCCAAAGCUUCGAAUUUGUUUGCGUACUCUGCAAAAAGGAGAAAACUUAAUAACGACGUGAAAUUUAAUGAAUCUAACGCGGUUUCUAGUAAACUCGAAGCUCAUCACCCCUGUAUGGCCGAGCACAGUAUGGACUCGAAUGGUUAG